This is a messenger RNA of Talpa occidentalis (Iberian mole), 3434 nucleotides long. It is a transcript of the gene TEX9, whose product is annotated as testis expressed 9. The transcript is spliced from 12 exons. The record is from RefSeq and is a predicted model, not a curated record. Bases 100 to 1272 code for a protein of 390 amino acids. NCBI's taxonomy places the organism in Eukaryota, Metazoa, Chordata, Mammalia, Eulipotyphla, Talpidae.
GGGAUCCAGGUACAGCCCCAGACUGGAGAGCACCUGAGAUGCAGGAAGUCUCGCGAGAAGUUGCGUCGUUGCCCCGGUAACAGCGUCGCAUUACAAAAGAUGGCGGGGAGAAGCUACAGACUCAGGAGACGGAGCGUUUCGGGGACCCCGCCCCAGCCACGCGUUCAGCAGCCUGCGGUGCGUCGACGGGACCUCCUCGCCCAGGAGGAGGAAUAUAAGCGUUUAAAUGCAGAAUUGGAGGCAAAAACGGCUGAUCUGGUUCGACAAGCUGAGGCAGUAAUUAGAGAUCAGCAAGAGGUACACUCUAGGCCUACUUCAACACAAGUUAAAUCAUAUGAAGAUGAUGAUUACAGUUUAAGAGGUCUAUUGUCUGAAGAGACAGUUCAUCUACAUUCAGAAACAAAGUCAAAGACCAAAAAAAACACUCAUCUAGUAAAUAAGGUUCAAAACAAACUACACUCUGCAAAUAAAGGAAGGAAAACAAAUUCAAGUAUAAAAUUGAAAUACUCUGAUGUACAUACUGCCAAUGAUGUUGCCAUACCAGAUGACUUCUCAGAUUUUUCUCUUGCAAAAACAAUUAGCAAAAUUGAAGGGCAAAUGGAAGAAGAGGGCCUACCUGAUGAUGCAGAUAAUAUUUUUUGUGGUGUUAGUAAAGACAUUGGAACAGAAGCACAGAUCAGAUUUCUAAGGGCCAAACUCCAUGUUAUGCAGGAGGAAUUGGAUAAGGUUGUAUGUGAAUGUAAUAAAAAGGAGGAUGAAAUUCAGGAUUUAAAGUCUCAAGUAAAAAAUUUUGAAGAAGAUAGUGUGAGACAGCAGCGAACAAUUAAUUUGCAACAAUCUCAAGCAGAAAAAUAUAAAACACUUUUUGAAGAAGCAAUCAAAAAAUGUGAUGGAUUACAGCAACAGCUGUCUUCAGUGGAAAGGGAACUAGAAAAUAAAAGAAGAUUACUAAAACAGGCUGCCACUUGUCAAAGUACUAUAGAAGUUCGCUUGAAUAGAGCUCUAGAAGAAGCAGAAAAAUAUAAAUUGGAGUUAAGUAAAUUAAGGCAAAAUAACAAGGAUAUUGCAAAUGAAGAACAUAAAAAAAUUGAAGCAUUAAAGUCAGAAAACAAGAAGCUAGAAAAACAAAAAGGAGAAUUAAUGAUAGGAUUCAAGAAACAAUUAAAAUUAAUCGAUGUUUUAAAAAGGCAGAAGAUGCAUAUUGAAGCUGCCAAGAUGCUGUCUUUCACUGAAGAGGAAUUUAUGAAGGCACUUGAAUGGGGAAAUUCCUAGGUGAUCUACUUUAGUCUUUGUAACUUUGAUAAUAUCCAAAAAGUUCCUUGUUAGAACUUCUUUUGACUUCUGUCCUUAUGCUCUACUAGCCCCCUUUUAACUGCACUUGAAUAGUAAAUAUUUUAUGUUAUGCACUAUAGGUAAUAAAGGUCUUUGAAUUUACUCUUUUUUAUACUACACAGAAAGAUAUUUUAAACCCAAAUUCUAAAUAUUUAUUUCCUUGGCCAAAUCAGUGAAGAAAACACAUAGAACUAACUGUAGCCCAAGGUGAACUGCUCUGUUAAUCAGGAUAAAUGCUGUCUUGAGGAAAGGGGAUGAAGAAAGAAACUUCUGGACAGCAGGUGAGUGUGAAGUUAGUCUCUUGGGUUUUAGCCUGAAUUUUAUAUACAUGAAAUACUGUAAUCUGGUAGGUGUGAAAAUUCAGCUUUUCAGAUUACCAGUACAAAAACAAUAUAAUCAAAAGCAGUUUUGUUGCUAAUUUAUCAGAAAACACUUUUUAUAUUUCCAAUAGAGAUGUUUUAGAAAAUCCUAAUAUGAUGAUGGAGUCUUAAUAUUACUGAACAGUAAAACAAAAGUUACACUGACAUCUACUGGUAACAUGAAAAAGAAUCCAAGUUUUACCAAACGUUGGUAUCACUUCUCUUCACAAUUUUCGCGCCUUUUCUGAUAGGCUUUCUGAAAUUCUUCACCGAGCAUAUCAAUAUCAUCCUGUUUUUUGAAUACUCCCUACAAGCAAAAUGUUUUUUGCAUUAAUUUGAAAGCCAGACUAUUUAAUUAAAUGCUUGCAAACUAACAAAUAUAGAUAGCAAUUUAUAAAACUAUCUCCAAGUUAAUGGAACUCAAUAACAAUUUCCUGAUUUAUGAGCUCCAGUAUAGGAACCUGUAAUAGGAAUCUGGGCUCUUUGUACUACUGUAAGCAUUACUGCUUGGAUUGGCAGAAUGGGAAGAAAUGUAAUGUAUACUGUGUGCUGUCUUGAAAUAGUCCUGCAAUAUCUGAGGAAGGUGCGAGUCAAAAAGACUGAGCUUUGCUAGACUGAUACAUGGGACUGGCUCUUGCCUCAUAGUUCUAGGGUUAUUUAGCAAACAUUCAAUCUUGUUAGAAUGAAUCUAGCUUUAAAGAGUUUAGCCACUUAACAUUUAGCUCUUUUACUUUUCCUUUCUAGUAUAGGUAAAAGACUCCCUACAGCAAAAUUAAAUAUUUACUUCUCUUGUAAUCUAAAAGGAUAUAAAGUAUCCAAAAGGACACUUUAGGUCAUUUAAAGAUAGCAGGCUUAUUAGGUCCCGCCCCUGCUUCCAUAAUUAUUUCCUUACAAAAAAAUAUAUUCUGGGAGAUUCUUGGGGUUCAGAUAUCAUUUUUGUCAUCAACAUAUUCCAUAUUCUGUCUACCAAGUAGAUUAUAAGAUCCUGUGGUCAGGUAAUUACUCAGAAUUGCUUCUCCUUACCACUGGAUUGAACACAAAAUUACACUCAAUUUUUCUGAUUGAAUUACCAAAUGGCACAAUUUUUACAUUAGGAUGGAAAUCUUAUUUACUUAAGUCCAGAUGCUAAAAGGGCCUAUGAAACUCAUUAUUUCAUAUGUGAAAGCUUGCUAUUUCUUAAAGUACUUUCUAAACCAAAGUUACUUCUACCUAGUUAGUUAUAACAAUCUUUUCUCCUAUUGGACAGCAGAUCUGUCUCAGAUUUAGUUCAAGUAUGGGACUGUUGUUGGUAUUACCAAUUACAGAAUUUUCUUGUGUACAAAGUAUCACAAUUGCUUCAGUUAGUUCUAGAGCACCUAGACUGAAAGGGGAAAAGAAUCUCUGAAAGUUAAAAUCAGUAAAUAUAUAUAAACUAAGGAUUUGCCAAGUCAAACUCCUAUCUAAUAUAAUAAACAGGACAAAAUUCCACUUGUUGCCUAACAAAAGCCAGAAUCUUUGAAUUCCUAAUACCAUUUUUUUCCCACACUAGAGGUCAUAAAGGUUAUACCUUGAAUUAAAUAUCACUUACUUUGGGGAGAUAUCCUAGUAAUUUUGUAGCAUGUUCUUUGAGAAGCUUUACUCUUUCUUCUUCAAUAAUUGCAUUAAUACAUCCUUGUCUUCUUUGCUGCAACUGCCAUUCUUCUAUUUCAUGUUGCUUUAAAUAUAAAUAAAAGAUGAAUUUUGUGACUGUUUUAAGUAGUUUUC